Brassica rapa (field mustard) is the source of this 2368-nucleotide messenger RNA. Its product is annotated as ubiquitin carboxyl-terminal hydrolase 24. Lineage: Eukaryota; Viridiplantae; Streptophyta; Magnoliopsida; Brassicales; Brassicaceae. Gene Ontology annotation, cellular component: nucleus; cytosol. Gene Ontology annotation, molecular function: cysteine-type deubiquitinase activity. The record is from RefSeq and is a predicted model, not a curated record. Gene Ontology annotation, biological process: protein deubiquitination.
GACGACGCGUUUGACAAAGCUCCGUCCUCGACUCCUCCUCUCAAAACUAUCCGACAAAAAAAGAGAAAGAACCCUAAUUUUUCUGUCAAAUCCCAAAAAGAUCUGUCUCUCUUCUCAGGCUAUUCUGUUGCUUACCUCCUCCUUCAAAUUCGGAUGAUUCCACAUUUCGAAGCUGCAGAUAAUAACCGAGAGAGGGCUCCUCUUCUCCUUUCAUGUCUUCUCAAGUCGCUGACUUUCAUAAUGGGCCUCAAACCCUAGCUUCUGUUUCCGCUUUUGAAUCUUCUCAAACUUCUUUCAUCUUGGAUCUCCCUUUCAAGCCCUUGUCCUGCUCUUCAACUUCUUCUCCGUCGUCUUGUGUAUGCCAAAUAUGACUACUGAUAAGAAGGUAUUUGUGUUUGGAUCCUUUACAGAACAUGAAACAAGGUCACUACUUGAUCAGAAACCCAUUAAAGCUCCUCAAAGUCAUAAAGAAAAGUCCGUAAAGAGUAUACAAUUCGGCUCCUUUAAUCCUGUCACCGAAAAUUCUCCAGUUAACAGCGCUAAUGGCGAGUUGAAGAAGGGUCAAACUGAUGAGGCAGUUAAAUCUCGACCCUCCAGCUCUCAUAAGGAAGAUAAAAGUUUUCAAUCUGCUGAGUCUCAAAAGAGCCUUGAUGCUUCUAGACCUCCCAGCUCCGAUAAGAUCAGUGAUAAUGCUGCAAAACUCUCUGGAAAACACUCUUCAGGAGAGCAUGUGGAAGAAAAUGGAAUAACUAAAGAAGUUUCUGAAAGAAAACCACCUCUCAACAACGGUCUGGCGGUAAAGGAAGCAGAUCCCAUUGGUUUGGAGAAGCUGUGUUUGUCAGAUGGUGAAAGUGAUUCUUUGUGUAUAGCUUCUACCUCAAAAUUCCAAGCUCUGGACACCGAUAUUUUGUCAAAUGAUUCUUCAUCUGGCACCACCAUACCAAGAAAGAACAUCCGGAUGGUUCCUACUGAACCUGUUCCAGCCAUGAAAGAUUUUACACCAAGAGGAUUAAUAAACGCUGGAAACUUGUGCUUCCUCAACGCAACACUGCAGGCUUUACUCUCCUGUUCUCCUUUUGUGCAGCUCCUCCAGGGAAUACAACUCCAAGAUAUUCCAAAGGCUGAGUCUCCAACUUUAGCUGCAUUUUCUGAGUUCAUCUCUGAGUUAGAUGUGCCAAGCAGUUCAAGCUUCAGAAAUAACGUCGCAGUUGUUGAGUCUGGUAGACCUUUUACACCUGCCAUGUUUGAAAGGGUGCUUAGAAACUUUACCCCAGAUGUACUCAACAACAUGUCUGGCCGCCCAAGGCAGGAAGAUGCUCAGGAAUUUUUGAGCUUUAUAAUGGACCAAAUGCACGAUGAGCUGCUGAAACUCAGGGAAGUGUCCCCCAAACUCACUGCUUCGAAGUCCUCUGUUGUUUCUUCUGCCAACGAUGAUGAUGAAUGGGAGACAGUUGGACCCAAAAACAAGUCUGCUGUGACAAGAACACAAAGCUUUGUUCCUUCGCAGCUCAGUGAUAUAUUCGGUGGGCAGCUAAGAAGCGUUGUGAAGGCAAAAGGGAACAAAGAUUCUGCUACUGUACAGCCAUAUCUCUUACUUCACCUUGAUAUCCACCCAGAAGCUGUUAGUACAAUAGAAGAUGCGUUGCAUUUGUUUUCUGCCCCAGAAGAUCUUGAAGGAUAUCGAGCUUCGGUUACUGGGAAGGCUGGUGUAGUGAGUGCUAGAAAGUCAAUAAAGAUACAGAAACUCUCAAAGAUAAUGAUACUGCACCUUAUGCGUUUUAGCUAUGGAAACCAAGGGAGUACUAAGCUCCAUAAACGUGUUCACUUUCCCCUCGAUCUCAACCUAGGCCGCUACCUUCUUGUUUCUCCUUCCAACGGGGGGUUAAAAUAUGAACUUGUGGCAACCAUUACCCACCACGGAAGGGAUCCUUCAAAAGGGCACUACACCACAGAUGCUAGACGAAAGAACAAUCAAUGGCUUAGGUUUGAUGAUGCGUCUGUGACUGCCAUAGGGACAAAACAGGUUUUGCACGACCAAGCUUAUGUUCUGUUCUACAAACAAGUGUAAGAGAAUCAAAAGCAAAUCUAUUUACGUGGUCGGGGAAAAGAGAGUAACAUUGUUUCUCCUUAUAAAAACUUUGAAGAGCAACAUCUCAAUAGGUAAAUAGUUUUAGAGUACCUGGUUUACAUGAAAGUUUUGUUUUGGUUCCUUUGAGAUGGGAGUGUUUUUAUUGUGAUUCAAACGUUUAUUAUUAUUACUUCAUAGACCUGUAUUCAGAAAUUAUUGAUUUAUGCUGCUUAGUUUCUUGUUAUUGAUGCUAGAACCAAAUCAAAGUUGUAGCAAUUAAUAGAUAAACUGGUUUAAAGA